Messenger RNA from Botrytis sinoallii, 783 nucleotides. RefSeq lists its product as uncharacterized. Bases 1 to 783 code for a protein of 260 amino acids. Lineage: Eukaryota; Fungi; Ascomycota; Leotiomycetes; Helotiales; Sclerotiniaceae. Gene Ontology annotation, biological process: DNA replication, removal of RNA primer. The record is from RefSeq and is a predicted model, not a curated record. The transcript has a single exon. Gene Ontology annotation, molecular function: RNA-DNA hybrid ribonuclease activity; nucleic acid binding.
AUGCCAGAGGGAAAUGAGGGCUCGGCGGCUUCUGGCCCUCCUGAAUAUCAGGUAUUCGAUCCACGCAGUGCUUUCACGUUGCUCUCUCCCCCGAGAACCGAAGAGCGCACUGGCUCCCUCGAGCGUAACCUUGCAUUGGACCCCAUGCCUAUCAUCAGAAGAUUCUACCCGCCCCUGCCCACUGACACCCCUAAUAUGCUUUUCAACCCCGCUCACCGUUUCAUCCGCCGCACUAAUCCCCACGAGAUACUAAUAUACACCGAUGGUUCCUGUCUAUCCAAUGGCCUCGAGGGAUCCCGCGCCGGUUGUGGUUUCGUCAUCUCCCCUCAUCACAAACUUGGUUUCAGGCUCGAAAACUUGGGACCAACCGGUGAAUCCCAUCCCCAAACCAGCAAUCGCGCCGAACUGCGAGCCGUUGUUGCUGCUCUCGAAUAUCGCAUCUGGCAAGGUGAUAGCUAUGGGGCCUGGACCCGUCUCAUCAUCGCUACCGACUCUGAAUAUGUGGUUCUUGGCGCCACUGAGCGAAUCAAUCGUUGGAUUCAGCGGGGCUGGCGUACCAGCACGGGAAGUGCGAUCAUGAAUCAGGAUUUGUGGAAGCGAUUGAUAUAUUAUAUCAAGAAAGCGGCUCGACCUGUGGGGUUCUCGGGACCUCCUCAUGGGACCAGCGUGGCAUUUUGGAAGAUUCCGAGGGAGUGGAAUGGGGAAGCGGACGCCGAGGCGAGGAAAGGAGCCCAAUUGGAGGGGAGACAGGAAUUUCAGGUAAUGAGUGGAAUGAUGGUUUAA